UACCAAUAGUUACUUCUUCUUCACCAACCUUAUACUGCAAUCAAAUCCCUACACUUUUACAUUGAUCUACAAGGAUUUCACACAAUUAAAGUGUUGUUAGCUGGUUAGAUCUUGUUGCCAUGGCGGUUGUAGCACGUAGCGGCAGAGGUAAUGGCGGAUCGGCUUUUUCCUCCGCUUUACGGAGCUUCUUUUCCUACCGGAUCUUUGUUUCAGCUAUGUUUACGCUUCUUUUCUUCGCAACUGCCUCCGUACUUUUCUCAUCUCAUCCUGCACAUUUCAACGAUAACUCUGAAAUACAAACAACUGGGAAAGCAUACAUGCACAGGACAUUUCUUGCCUUGAAAUCAGAUCCAUUGAAGACUAGGUUGGAUUUGAUACAUAAGCAAGCGAGUGAUCAUAUUGUGCUUGUGAAUGCAUAUGCUGCUUAUGCAAGAAAGCUUAAGCUUGAGAUAUCUAAGCAGCUUAGGGUGUUUGAUGAUAUGGCACAAAACUUUUCUGAUGUGGGUGUGAAGCCAACAUAUCGUACUGCAUUGUUCGAGUCCAAUGGGCCUGUGGAUGAGGAAGUCUUGAGACAGUUUGAGAAGGAGGUUAAGGACAAGAUCAAGGUUGCUAGGUUGAUGAUUGCCGAGAACAAGGAAUCUUAUGACAAUCAGCUGAAAAUUCAGAAGUUGAAAGACACAAUAUUUGCAGUUAAUGAAUUGCUUAUUAAAGCUAAGAAGAACGGGGCAUUUGCUAGCUUAAUUGCUGCUAAGUCAACUCCAAAAAGUUUGCAUUGUCUUGCAAUGCGCCUCAUGGGAGAACGAAUUGCAAGUCCAGAAAAAUAUAGAGAUGAGGAGCCUAAGCCUGAGUUUGAGGACCCUUCUUUGUACCAUUAUGCGAUAUUUUCUGAUAAUGUGAUUGCAGUAUCUGUCGUGGUGAACUCGGCUGUAAAGAAUGCCGAAGAGCCAUGGAAACACGUUUUCCACAUUGUCACAGAUAAGAUGAAUCUUGCUGCAAUGAAGGUUUGGUUUAAAAUGAGACCAGUGGAAGGAGGUGCUUUUGUCGAAGUGAAAGCAGUGGAAGAAUUUACUUUCUUGAAUCCCUCGUACGUCCCUGUGCUCAGGCAAAUGGAGUCUGCAAAUUUAUACAUAGAGGACAAGGCAGAAAAUGAGACCGGAGAAGUGAAGAACACGAAAUCUAGGAACCCAAAACAUUUGUCAAUGUUGAAUCACCUUAAAUUUUACUUGCCAGAGAUGUAUCCAAAGCUGCACCGGAUAUUGUUCUUAGAUGACGAUGUUGUGGUUCAGAAAGAUUUGACCGCACUAUGGAAACUUGACAUGGAUGGCAAGGUUAAUGGGGCAGUUGAGACAUGCUUUGGAUCAUUUCAUCGUUAUGCUCAGUAUUUGAAUUUUUCCCACCCGUUGAUCAGGGAUAAAUUUAAUCCAAAGGCUUGUGCCUGGGCUUUUGGCAUGAAUAUAUUUGAUCUUGAUGCCUGGAGGCGUGAAAGAUUAACCGAACAGUACCAUUACUGGCAGGAUCUGAAUGAGGAUCAGAGUUUGUGGAAAUUGGGGACACUUCCACCUGGACUGAUGACCUUCUACUCAACAACAAAAUCAUUAGACAAAACAUGGCAUGUUCUUGGACUCGGAUACAACCCAAGUAUAAGCAUGGAUGAGAUUCGUAACGCUGCUGUCAUUCAUUUCAAUGGGAAUAUGAAACCAUGGCUCGACAUUGCUAUGAACCAAUUCAAGCAUCUAUGGACUAAAUAUGUCGACAACGAAAUGGAAUUUGUGCAGAUGUGCAACUUCGGCCUAUAGACAAUGACCGCCUUCUCCUCAACAACCGAUUAAACAGAGGCUUAACAACGAUAUCCUGUUCCACAUCAACUAUGAAUAUGAUUUAUGAGUUCAAGACUUAGGUAGCGAGUUACUACUAACUUUUGGCUAUUGAGGCGCUACACAGCUGGAUGAAGCGAAAAGCCUCUGUAACAGCAAACGUUUGUAAAUGAAUGUCAAUCGAAUCGAAAUUUGAAAAUGCCGAAAUUCCUUUUUUGUUAGUAAUACGCUAUUUGAACUUGAAUUUGAAUUUAAC
This is a messenger RNA of Cynara cardunculus var. scolymus (artichoke), 2070 nucleotides long. RefSeq names its product probable galacturonosyltransferase 9. The transcript has 4 exons. NCBI's taxonomy places the organism in Eukaryota, Viridiplantae, Streptophyta, Magnoliopsida, Asterales, Asteraceae. Bases 120 to 1796 code for a protein of 558 amino acids. Gene Ontology annotation, molecular function: polygalacturonate 4-alpha-galacturonosyltransferase activity. The record is from RefSeq and is a predicted model, not a curated record.